Molecule: messenger RNA, 478 nt
Organism: Pristis pectinata (smalltooth sawfish)
Lineage: Eukaryota; Metazoa; Chordata; Chondrichthyes; Rhinopristiformes; Pristidae
Product: histone H4-like
Exons: 2
Coding region: 1-318 (105 amino acids)
Biological process (GO): nucleosome assembly
Cellular component (GO): nucleosome
Molecular function (GO): DNA binding; protein heterodimerization activity; structural constituent of chromatin
Source: RefSeq, a predicted model, not a curated record
AUGACCGGGGUGGGACGUGGGAAAGGAGGUAAAGGACUGGGCAAAGGCGGAGCCAAGCGGCACCGUAAAGUGCUCCGUGAUAACAUCCAGGGCAUUACCAAACCAGCCAUCCGGCGCCUGGCUCGGCGCGGCGGCGUCAAGCGCAUCUCGGGUCUGAUCUACGAGGAGACCCGUGUGGUGCUGAAGGUUUACCUGGAGAAUGUGACCAGGGACGCGGUCACCUACACCGAGCAGGCAAAGCGCAAGACGGUGACUGCCAUGGAUGUGGUGUACGCUCUGAAACGCCAGGGCCGCACUCUCUAUGGCUUCGGCGGCUGAAGAACUCGCCCCUUUCUCCCGAGCACAACACAAAGGCUCUUGUAAGAGCCACCCACCGCCUCACAGAGGGAGCAGUGACCCGGCAGCAUGAGUCGAUGGAAACUUUAAUUAUUUGAUUUUAGUUAAUGCAUUUGUUGAUAUGUUGGGGGUUCAAUAUCGA